Messenger RNA from Chroicocephalus ridibundus (black-headed gull), 2320 nucleotides. RefSeq names its product TNF superfamily member 15 (gene TNFSF15). The coding region runs from base 199 to 924 and encodes 241 amino acids. Gene Ontology annotation, cellular component: membrane. Gene Ontology annotation, biological process: immune response. The transcript has 4 exons. Lineage: Eukaryota; Metazoa; Chordata; Aves; Charadriiformes; Laridae. The record is from RefSeq and is a predicted model, not a curated record. Gene Ontology annotation, molecular function: tumor necrosis factor receptor binding.
GCUCUCUUUCCCUGAGCUAGGUUUCUAUUGUAGGCGGUGCAUUCCUUGGGAGGGAGGGUGUGUGUGUGUCGGUGCCUUCCCACACUCGGGGCAGCUCUUAUUUAAUGGGGGUCUCCAUGCAGGGCAGACACCAGAGGAGAUUUUGCCGUUCCCAGUUCCCAUCCAGGAACAGCAGCAGCUCGUACGUCAGGCGCCGGCAUGGACCGCGUGGCUGAGAUAACCCUGGAGGAGGCGGCUCCUGGGACCAACCAAGCCUCCAGGAUGCACCUCAGGGAGGAUUUGAGGAGGAUACGGUGCGCGGUGCUGCUGUGCCUGCUCUCCGUGCUGGUCCUGGCGCUGCCCACUGCCUACCUGCUGGUUGGAAACCUCAGAGACCCCAGCUCCUGCGCCGGCCAGGUCACAGAAGAGAGGGGCUCUCGCUUUCUGAAGCAGCGGGCAGUAAGCGCCGCUACAGAUACACUUUCCAGUGCAGAAAAGCCAAGAGCACACCUGACAGUGAAGAAACAAGACAACGCCAAGACCACGGGAAACCAUCUGCCCAUCCUGCAGUGGGAAGACAAGCGAGGCUUGGCCUUUACCAAGAACAACUUGAGUUAUUCCAGCAACGCACUGGUGAUACCUGUGUCUGGGGACUACUAUGUCUAUGCUCAGGUCACUUUCCGAGGGACCAUUGAAUGGUCCGGUAAAACAAACUCUGUCACUGAGAUCAUCACCAAAGUCACUGACAGUUACCCCGAGCCCACCCAGCUGCUGACCGGCACCAAGACCCUCAGUGAAACGGAAAACAGCUGGUUCCAGCCCAUUUAUCUGGGCGCCGUGGUCUCCUUAGAAGUAGGGGACAAGCUAAUGGUCAACGUUAGUGACAUCAAGCUGGUUGAUUACACCAAGGAGCACAAAACUUUCUUUGGUGCCUUUUUACUGUAGGUCCCUGGCAGCAGCUGGUGGGGGCUUCCCUUCAGGGCCCUGGUGGGACCUUGGCUUUGUGGGCGCGCGUUGGGGUGCGAUCUCUGUGCUGUCAUCCUUCUUCUGUGCUGUCACUCCCCUGCAGCUCCCUGCAGCCUUAAAUUAAGGGGUAGGGAAAGCUGAAGCCACAGGCUGAAUUGACACAAACCAAAAAAAAAACACCCAAAAAGAAACUCGAAAAAAAACAGAAAAAUGAAAGUCAGAUUGGAGGAAAAAAUAUAUUUUUGAAAGUAAAAACCGAGAACUCUUCAAAACUAUGUAAGCUAGGGAGGAACAGUUUAUACCCGUGGAUAGGAAUAUUGAUCAUGGAUAUUGCAGCUAGGUUACAUCACUAAUUCCACCUCUGAUGAACAACUGCUCAACUCAAAAAAGUGUUUUGAACUUUCUCCAGCACUUCCAGUAUAGUUUUGCAUGACCCUUCUUCAGAUUCUCGGUUCUAAAAGGUAAUUACUUUUCAUUAUUUCCUUACAAAUAGAUUUGCUCAGCACUUUGCACUAAUAUAAAGCUCAGAUUAAUAAUUAACUGCUAAAUUAAUCCCUCCCAACUUCCCUGUAAAGUAGAUUAAAAUUAUAUCUUGUGUUUUGCAGAUUCUACUUGAAAUUUUUUUUCCCUAAGAAAUUGUUUACAGUUCUUUAAGUCAAUAUACAGCCUCAAAACUUUAUGUAAAAUUUCUAGGGAACACACACAAACACUUUCUAUUUCAGCAUGAAAGUGGAAUCUCCCCGCCAGGUCCUAACAUUAGGAAAAAACAGAAUAGACGAGGCAGAGACAGACACGUAGCAAAAUUUUCCACACUUUUUAAAUCAACCACUGACAUUUUGAGAGAAAAUCUCUGCAAUAUUUUGCUUUCCAUUGUGUUUAAUGCAAAGCAAGUGCAGAUACAGAAAUCACUGUCUUGGUGCUCCCCCUUGCAACCAUUGCCAAUGCUGCAGCGGUCCCCUAACCACAAGGGACUCCCCAGCCUUUCCCUGGGUGAAUGCUCACAACCGGUAGUCCCUACACAAGGUCAAAAGAUCAAAAAACACGAUCAUGGCCAGGUGCAGAGCUCAGGAAUGUUUAGCUUCCCACCUUGCACUUAUUUAUUUUCAUAGGCCUUAUUGUUUCUCAGGGAAAUUCCCCAGCUUUCCUUCUUCUCCUGCAAUAAAUACAUCACUGACAAUGGCUCAAGUCAUGUUCUCGUAGAUUCGGACUUUACACUCUCAACUGCCAGGUCUCACAACUACCACCCAGCCAUUCUGCAAUGGCCAGGCUUCACUCUCUGCAACUCUUUCUCUUUCCUACCUCACCUCAUGGGACUUCCUCCAGUUUCCACUUCUUGGCCAGAAGUGACAGCAAAGCUCAAAUGCCUAGUUCAUGU